Molecule: messenger RNA, 486 nt
Organism: Pelecanus crispus (Dalmatian pelican)
Lineage: Eukaryota; Metazoa; Chordata; Aves; Pelecaniformes; Pelecanidae
Source: RefSeq, a predicted model, not a curated record
GCUUUGGGGGGCGGCUACCUCCACUGGGGCCACUUCGAGAUGAUCCGCCUGACCAUCGGCCGCAACAUGAACCCCAAAACCAUGUUCGCCAUCUGGCGCGUGCCAGCCCCUUACAAGCCGGUGACGCGAAAAAGCCUGGGCCACCGCAUGGGGGGUGGCAAGGGCCCCAUCGACCGCUACGUGACGGCGGUGAAGAGUGGCCGUCUGGUGGUGGAAGUAGGCGGGCGCUGCGAGUUUGGGGAGGUGAAGCCCUUCCUCACGCAGGUAGCCAGGAAACUGCCCUUCCCCGCCAUCCCCGUCAGCCGCGACAGCCUCCAGCAGAUGCGGCAGGAGGAGGAGGAGAAGCAGCUCAACAACCAAAACCCCUGGACCUUCGAGCGUGUCGUCACCGCCAACAUGCUGGGGAUGCGCAAGUACCUCAGCCCCUACGACCUGCACUUCAAGGGACGCUACUGGGGCAAAUUUUUCCUGAAGCACAGGGUGUAA